This is a messenger RNA of Aspergillus versicolor CBS 583.65, 2249 nucleotides long. Its product is annotated as senescence-associated domain-containing protein. Bases 241 to 1752 code for a protein of 503 amino acids. Gene Ontology annotation, biological process: cell division. The record is from RefSeq and is a predicted model, not a curated record. The transcript is spliced from 2 exons. NCBI's taxonomy places the organism in Eukaryota, Fungi, Ascomycota, Eurotiomycetes, Eurotiales, Aspergillaceae. Gene Ontology annotation, cellular component: plasma membrane.
GAGAGCAGCCUGCAUCAUAUUAAUCUCUUUCUUCUCCCGGUUCUUCCUCCUCCUUGUGUAUCUCUCUCAUAUCUCAUCUGAUUUAAAUAGACGUGGGUGACUGCGUUUUCGAGUCCGCAACUUGACACUACUUGCAGUUGCACUUGCAACGGCCCAUAACGUCAUACGCGAUAUCGUUUGGAGUCCAGAACUCACCCUUUGAAUCCUUCAGACCCUUGGGCUUUUACACCCCGCCCAAGCAUGGCUUCAACUUCGAAUGACCCCAGACUCCUCUACAGCAUCAACAAUGUCCACGCAUUUCAUGCGCAGAACGGCGAAGAGUCAAGCCUGACACCAUCCGGCCCUCAGACGCUCUCGCUUCUGAUGGUCCCAACUACGACUUCGGCAUCUCAGAAUCAGAAUACACCUUUGUCACCCGCCCAAGAAACCCCGCCUGAAGAGGACUUCUAUCUGCAUCUGCAUCUUCCUCCAGAGCUUGACUUGGCUCUCCCUGCUACUACUCAAAUUUACCACCAACCUCCGAGUAGCUAUAUCGUUCCUCGCUGGGAUUUAGGACCAGAUGCAGGUGCUUUCAUUCGUAUCCAAUUUCCCGGAAUUGGAUCCGGGCCCAAUAAGGUGACGCAGGAGGACAUUGAUACCUUCGAAACAAUCCUUGCUCAAUGCACAGCUUUCCAUGAGCGUGCGCAAGUCGCAAAGGACCAUGCGGCUUAUAACCCUGCGGCCUUUGCACCGGGUGAGGGCUAUGUGUCCUCGCCAGGCCCUUCCGGACCCAGUGAUAGAAAGGAUGCGCACGGGCGUAUUGUCCUUGUGGACGAAGAGGAUGGAAGCGUUGUCGGCGAGAUGGAAGGAUAUGAUGUCGUCGAGGAAUCUGAUGUCAAACCCGGCUCGAAGAGGCCUGUCCAGAUCCAACUUCCUACUGAAGGCGAGGGUAAUCAAGUUGACGUCAGCAAUGUAUCUGAGGAAUACCUUGCUACGUCGCGACACCCCGCAUACAAGGGCUCAUCUCUUGUUCAAUCGUCUGCCACCGCUUCUCGCUUGAUUGUGACUGGAUCAACGUAUCUCGCCAACGCAAUGACUAGUGGCGCAGACACAUUCACUCGAAAGGUAAAACCGAACCCAAAACCGGCGACCUUCUCCGAUGCCACUCAUACUCGAGUUCGCAAGAUCGGAACUUUUUCUAGCGGUGCGGCUGGCAUCUCCUCGAAAACCGUUGGCCAGGUCGGCAGGUACGCGCAGAACUUUGGUGCCUCUAUGGCCGGUCGUAAUAAUGGAAAGGCUCGAGGCGAUAGGUCAAAGGCCCCUGAGAAUGGAAAGCCGGGAAUUCUUAACAAGUCAAUGAUCGCAUUUUCCACUUUGGCAGAUGGCAUUGAACAAGGUGCGCGGAAUGUAUUGACGUCUGGGUCAUCGGCCGCAUCUACAAUGAUUGGCCACCGCUACGGAACGGAAGCCGGCUCGGUCGCUUCCAACUUGACAGGAGGCAUCAAGAAUGUGGGGUUAGUUUAUAUCGACGCCUCGGGGGUCAGCCGCAAAGCGGUUCUCAAGUCGGUCGCCAAGGGUAUGGUCGUCGGGCGCAUGAAGGACGGGCAGCAAGUCGUUGUCGGAGCGGGCGAUGGUGGAGAGGUAUCCCCCCCAGGACAGAGCGGCAGCCCGGCCGCAAGACGGCCGUCUCCCAGCCCAACGCCGCCUCCCGCAUACGGCGCGUCGGGGACUUACUCGCUCGGCGGGGCAAGUAUGUCGGGCAGUAAGCGCUGAACCUGCCAAACUGGGCCGUCAAGUCAACGAGGAUUUCCUUUCCGUCUUUAAUGAGUUACUAUUGCGUCUAAAUUCUAACACGGCCGGUUGUUAUUUAUGAAUCUAUGAAUAUUUACGGCAGGGUGUCGCUGCUUUUUCUUUCUUUUUCUUCUUAUUUUAUUUUAUUUUUUUGCCUUUUCUUCCCUUUUUUCUUUUUGGGGUUGUUUCUGUCGAUUUAAAAUAGUGACGUGGGCUUGGGUCAAGACUGCGGUGGGGUUUAAUCUACAGUUGCAUCGGUUUAAAAGACUUUUACUUCUGGGGAUGAGAAAGGAGCGAACUAUGGACCAGCAAGCAAAUAUAUGGCCCCAGAGUUAGAAUAUAUAGUUUUCGAAUCACGAGAAAUGUUCACAUUGACCAGUAAGAAAACACCUGUUCUGCAAGGUCGAGGUAAAGUAAUAAUGAGGCGAGAAGUACCAAUAGGAGGACUGGUAUUGUGAUAUAUUGCGGCGCCGAGGAGU